Conger conger (European conger) is the source of this 2241-nucleotide messenger RNA. Its product is annotated as serine-aspartate repeat-containing protein F-like. The record is from RefSeq and is a predicted model, not a curated record. Bases 1 to 2241 code for a protein of 746 amino acids. The transcript is spliced from 3 exons. NCBI's taxonomy places the organism in Eukaryota, Metazoa, Chordata, Actinopteri, Anguilliformes, Congridae.
AUGGCAGGGUCCAAAAUCAAAUCAGCUGCUGAUCCAGAGUCUGGUGCUGCUACUCUCACUGAUACUGAUCCAGAGUCUGGUGCUCCUAUUCUCACUGAUACUGAUCCAGAGUCUGGUGCUGUUCCUCUUCCUCUCACAGAUACUGAUCCAGAGUCUGGUGCUGCUACUCUCACUGAUUCUGAUCCAGAGUCUGGUGCUGCUACUCUCACUGAUUCUGAUCCAGAGUCUGGUGCUGCUGCUCUGACUGAUACUGAUCCAGAGUCUGGUGCUGCUACUCUCACUGAUACUGAUCCAGAGUCUGGUGCUCCUACUCUCACUGAUACUGAUCCAGAGUCUGGUGCUGCUACUCUCACUGAUACUGAUCCAGAGUCUGGUGCUGCUACUCUCACUGAUACUGAUCCAGAGUCUGGUGCUGCUACUCUCACUGAUACUGAUCCAGAGUCUGGUGCUGUUCCUCUCCCUCUCACUGAUACUGAUCCAGAGUCUGGUGCUGUUCCUCCUACUCUCACUGAUACUGAUCCAGAGUCUGGUGCUGUUCCUCUCCCUCUCACUGAUACUGAUCCAGAGUCUGGUGCUGCUACUCUCACUGAUACUGAUCCAGAGUCUGGUGCUGCAACUCUCACUGAUACUGAUCCAGAGUCUGGUGCUGCUACUCUCACUGAUUCUGAUGCAGAGUCUGGUGCUGCUACUCUCACUGAUACUGAUCCAGAGUCUGGUGCUGUUCCUCCUACUCUCACUGAUACUGAUCCAGAGUCUGGUGCUGUUCCUCUCCCUCUCACUGAUACUGAUCCAGAGUCUGGUGCUGUUCCUCCUACUCUCACUGAUACUGAUCCAGAGUCUGGUGCUGUUCCUCUUCCUCUCACAGAUACUGAUCCAGAGUCUGGUGCUGCUACUCUCACUGAUACUGAUCCAGAGUCUGGUGCUGCUACUUUCACUGAUACUGAUCCAGAGUCUGGUGCUGCUACUCUCACUGAUUCUGAUCCAGAGUCUGGUGCUGCUACUCUCACUGAUACUGAUCCAGAGUCUGGUGCUGCUACUCUCACUGAUACUGAUCCAGAGUCUGGUGCUCCUACUCUCACUGAUACUGAUCCAGAGUCUGGUGCUGCUACUCUGACUGAUUCUGAUGCAGAGUCUGGUGCUGCUACUCUCACUGAUACUGAUCCAGAGUCUGGUGCUGCUACUCUCACUGAUACUGAUCCAGAGUCUGGUACUGUUCCUCUUCCUCUCACUGAUACUGAUCCAGAGUCUGGUGCUGCUACUCUCACUGAUACUGAUCCAGAGUCUGGUGCUGCUACUCUCACUGAUACUGAUCCAGAGUCUGAUACUGAUCCAGAGUCUGGUGCUGCUACUCUCACUGAUACUGAUCCAGAGUCUGGUGCUGUUCCUCUUCCUCUCACAUAUACUGAUCCAGAGUCUGGUGCUGCUACUCUCACUGAUACUGAUCCAGAGUCUGGUGCUGCUACUCUCACUGAUACUGAUCCAGAGUCUGGUGCUCCUACUCUCACUGAUACUGAUCCAGAGUCUGGUGCUGUUCCUCCUACUCUCACUGAUACUGAUCCAGAGUCUGGUGCUGUUCCUCUCCCUCUCACUGAUACUGAUCCAGAGUCUGGUGCUGUUCCUCCUACUCUCACUGAUACUGAUCCAGAGUCUGGUGCUCCUACUCUCACUGAUACUGAUCCAGAGUCUGGUGCUGCUACUCUCACUGAUACUGAUCCAGAGUCUGGUGCUGCUACUCUCACUGAUACUGAUCCAGAGUCUGGUGCUGCUACUCUCACUGAUACUGAUCCAGAGUCUGGUGCUGUUCCUCUUCCUCUCACUGAUACUGAUCCAGAGUCUGGUGCUGCUACUCUCACUGAUACUGAUCCAGAGUCUGGUGCUCCUACUCUCACUGAUACUGAUCCAGAGUCUGGUGCUGUUCCUCUUCCUCUCACUGAUACUGAUCCAGAGUCUGGUGCUGCUACUCUCACUGAUUCUGAUCCAGGGUCUGGUGCUGCUACUCUCACUGAGACUGAUCCAGAGUCUGGUGCUGCUACUCUCACUGAUACUGAUCCAGAGUCUGGUGCUGCUACUCUCACUGAUUCUGAUCCAGAGUCUGGUGCUGCUACUCUCACUGAUACUGAUCCAGAGUCUGGUGCUGUUCCUCUUCCUCUCACUGAUACUGAUCCAGAGUCUGGUGCUGCUACUCUCACUGAUACUGAUCCAGAGUCUGGUGCUGCUACUCUCACUGAUACUGAUCCAUAG